UGCCCUAUUUACUUACGGUUGAGGAAUCGCUGCGCUUCAUUGUCGUCCAACCCGAACAUCGUUUCGUACGUAUUCACAGCCGACUGCGGCCUGACGGAUGCGAUGACAUCUUGGAAUAUCAAAAUAGCGGACAGCAUGGCCUGGCAUUCUACUUCCACAUUGCCCGUUGGUUAUGCAUCGCUACCCAUUCCUCGUCGCUGCCAUGGCUGAGGGUGCAUCGCGGCCGGUAGGCCGCAGAAGAUAUGCGCCUAAGACUCGCAGCGGUUGUCUGACGUGCAAGAUCCGUCGCAUCAAAUGCGAUGAAGCAAAGCCCUCCUGCAAGCGCUGUACGAGUACAGGCCGCAAAUGCGAUGGCUACGGAGAGGUCAAGACGGUCUCUCUAGUCGAGUCACCUCCUGCUACCAUUAAUGCUGCUUUGGUGUUGGAUGUCUCCUCUGACCCUCUGGAGAGAAGAACCUUUGACUUCUUCCGCAGCAAGACCGUUGCAGGGAUAUCUGGAUAUUUUCACGAUGCCGUCUGGGAGCGUACAGUCCUCCAAGUAUCUCACAGCGAGCCCACCAUCCGAUUUGCCGUCAAUGCUCUUGGCGCACUACACGAAGAGAUCUUGUUGCGCAGAGAAGGGCGGGUGCAAGGCUUGUCCAUCGGCGCCGAGUGCAGAACAAGCUUCCCCAUGAAGCAGUAUACAAAGGCCAUCCAGGGUUUGCAGCGGCUCCUCGAGUCAGACCAAGUCCCGCUAGACCUCGUCCUUCUCUGCUCAAUGGUCUUUAUGCAUUUCGAGGCCUUGCAUCAGUCGUUCUUGCCCGCGCUCGUUCAUCUGGAAAACGCAAUCCGUUUGCUCAAGGCAAGGCAAGCAUCUUGCGGCAAGAAGGUUGAUGAAGGCAUCGUCCAGUCGAUCAUGCGUAUGGACGUACAGGGCUCCGUUUAUCUCGGCAUGCGCAUCCCUGGUCUGCCAUACUAUCAAAUGGAGUCGCCCCUUCAGUCCACAACCAUACGCGAUCUGAGCCAUGCUCGAGAUAUCGUGAAUACAUCAACGUCCCGUCUGCUGCACUUCGUCCGAACGGAGGCCGACAAGUACAAGUUCCGCGAGCCUGGCAACGUGCCGCUCGAGGUCUACGCGCGAGCCCAAGAAUUUCAGCAGUCUACUGCACGACUUGAUCAGAUGCUCUAUGACUUUAUGCAAGACAUGAGUCAUCGUCGCACAAUACGUGAGCAGCGCGGUCUAGAUAUGCUCCGAAGCAGAGCAAAGAUCAACAGGGUGCUCGCCGGGACAUGCCUGCACGCCGAAGCUUCAGCACUGGAUGGCUUUCAGAGCCACUUUGAAGAAAUUCUCACCCUAUGCAACUAUCGGUGUUGCAGCGAGGAUCUAGAAGGGUUUCUCUUUUCUCCCUCAUUGGAUGAUGGGCUGGUCUGGCCGCUCUUGUUCGUUGCAUCUGCUUGUCGCGACAGCAGGAUCCGACACCAAGCCCACGCACGUCUGAAGAGCUUACCAGCCAAAGAUGGCGUAUGGCACGUUGAAAUUCUGGCGAGACUCACCGAGGCCGAAAUACGCUACGAAGAGGCCUUGUUCGAAGGAGACCAUCCGACUUGUAAGGAUAUCCCGGAAUGGCGAAGGGUCCACGCCUCUGCGCUCGAUCAGUGGGACGUUUCUUCCGGCAAGACAACAGUGCGAGUGGCCCUGCGAACCCGUCCGAACGGAAUGGACGGCGAAUGGGAGGACGUUUGGGAGACGCUGCACUUUUCGACAACGGUCAGCGAAUGUGACGUACAAGACUUUUAUAGUAACAGUGUUCCCGUGGUGUCCAUGGCAUACGCGGAUCUCAACCCAUUGGAUCUGCAAUCGAGCGUCAAGUGGGCGGCGCGUACAGGCCCUUUCACGCCUAAUCUCUGCCUCCCCAACAGAAGCAAGCUAUUCCCCUGAACAUGCAUCGCUUCAGUUGAGUGGGUGACCGAUUCAGGCCGGCUUGUCUGCAACAUCCCGUGAGGGCGAAGACGGGCGGCACGGUUUGCUGUCCAUGUAUGAUGACUACGAUUGUCGACUGAAGCCGAGUCGGCAGAG
Messenger RNA from Neohortaea acidophila, 2056 nucleotides. RefSeq lists its product as uncharacterized. Gene Ontology annotation, molecular function: DNA-binding transcription factor activity, RNA polymerase II-specific; zinc ion binding. The transcript is spliced from 6 exons. Lineage: Eukaryota; Fungi; Ascomycota; Dothideomycetes; Mycosphaerellales; Teratosphaeriaceae. The record is from RefSeq and is a predicted model, not a curated record. Gene Ontology annotation, biological process: regulation of DNA-templated transcription. Bases 173 to 1918 code for a protein of 581 amino acids.